Dendrobium catenatum is the source of this 2097-nucleotide messenger RNA. Its product is annotated as ATP-dependent 6-phosphofructokinase 6. Gene Ontology annotation, cellular component: cytoplasm. The transcript has 15 exons. The record is from RefSeq and is a predicted model, not a curated record. The coding region runs from base 254 to 1846 and encodes 530 amino acids. Gene Ontology annotation, biological process: fructose 6-phosphate metabolic process; glycolytic process. Lineage: Eukaryota; Viridiplantae; Streptophyta; Magnoliopsida; Asparagales; Orchidaceae. Gene Ontology annotation, molecular function: 6-phosphofructokinase activity; ATP binding.
CGGAAAAAUCUCUGCUGAAUUCCCUCCUCGUCUUUUUCUUCCUCUUCUUCCCCAAUUCCGCCUUCUCUUAAAGGUCUCAAUCAUCUCACGUUCCAAUUCACGAGAACCCAACGGCAAACAACUCAGCCGGAGCCGGAGAGUUUUUCUCAUCGCCUAUAAAAAAAAAUCAUACCACACAUUCGGUCUAAGGAGCUCGCUUUCUUCCAUUAACGCGGGUGCUGACGGGAAAUUUAGGUUUCCAUUGGGUACGGCAAUGGCACCGGAGCUUAGGAAUGAGCCGAAGCUUGUUCAUGGAGAAGCUGGUUAUGUAUUGGAGGAUGUGCCGCACUUUGUGGAUUAUAUUCCUGACUUGCCUACGUAUCCAAAUCCUCUCCAGGAUAAUCCAGCAUAUUCAGUUGUCAAGCAGUAUUUUGUCAACAUAGAUGAUACAGUUGCACAAAAGAUUGUCGUCCACAAAAGUAGUCCUAGAGGGACUCAUUUUCGACGUGCUGGGCCUCGUCAAAAGGUUUAUUUUGAAUCAGAUGAGGUGCAUGCUUGCAUUGUAACCUGUGGUGGACUCUGCCCAGGGCUUAAUACAGUUAUUAGGGAAUUAGUUUGUGGCUUGUCUCAUAUGUAUGGUGUUUCCAGGAUCCUUGGCAUAGAGGGUGGAUAUAAGGGUUUCUAUGCUCGCAAUACCGUUCAAUUGACGCCUAAAAGUGUGAAUGAUAUUCAUAAAAGGGGAGGCACUAUACUAGGAACAUCACGAGGAGGCCAUGACACAUCAAAGAUAGUUGAUAGCAUUCAAGACCGUCGGAUCAAUCAGGUCUACAUUAUAGGAGGGGAUGGAACUCAGAAGGGGGCCUCGGUUAUUUUUCAGGAAAUUAGAAGGCGCGGUCUCAAAGUUUCUGUUGUUGGCAUCCCCAAGACAAUUGAUAAUGACAUAGCGGUAAUUGACAAAUCAUUUGGUUUUGAUACUGCCGUUGAAGAGGCUCAACGGGCUAUUAAUGCAGCACAUGUUGAAGCUGGGAGUGUUGAACAUGGAAUAGGUGUUGUCAAGCUGAUGGGUCGCUACAGUGGAUUCAUCGCAAUGUAUGCAACUCUCGCAAGUAGAGAUGUGGACUGUUGCCUGAUUCCUGAGUCACCCUUUUAUCUGGAAGGAAAAGGUGGCCUUUAUGAAUUUAUAGAGAAGAGACUUAAAGAGAAUGGCCACAUGGUUCUUGUUGUUGCUGAGGGAGCAGGACAAGAGCUUAUUGCUGAAAGCAUGCGCUCCAUGGAUCAUGAAGAUGCAUCCGGAAAUAAGCUGCUCCUGGAUAUUGGCCUCUGGUUAUCGCAGAAGAUUAAGGACUACUUCUCAAGCAAGAAGAAGAUGACCAUAAAUCUUAAGUAUAUUGAUCCGACAUAUAUGAUCCGUGCAAUUCCCAGCAAUGCUUCUGAUAACGUGUACUGCACUUUGUUGGCUCAGAGUGCUGUACACGGUGCAAUGGCGGGUUAUACUGGUUUCACAGUAGCGCCUGUUAAUGGCAGACAUGCUUAUAUACCAUUUUAUAGGAUCACUGAAACUCAAAACAAGGUUGUAAUUACAGACAGAAUGUGGGCAAGGCUGCUCUCUUCAACCAACCAACCGAGCUUUCUGAGUCAAAACGCCAUUGAAGAUGCAAAGAAGGAAGAAGAGCCAGCAACUCAGUUGUUGGAAGGGGAAAAUAGUACUAACCAUCAUGACGACGAAGAGCUUUUCUCUUCAGCCAACCAACCGAACUUUCUGAAUCAUAACGCCACUGAAGUUGCAAAGAAAGAAGAGAAGCCUCCAACUCAAUUGCACGAAGCAGAUCUUUGUGAUAAUGGUGUAGCAAACAAACCUUCCGGGUGAGGUCCUUCAAAAUUCACUGUAUUAUAUAUUAGAUAUAUAGAUUAGGAUAAGCCCAGGAGCAGAGACUUAUAUUUUUCUCUGUGGAGGUUGUUUGUAAGUUUUAUAUGUUUUAUGCCAUGAUCAUUUGAGGUAUUAUGUAAAAGAUAUAUAAUACUUGUUACAAUAGAAACUGGUUUGUUAAGCCAAUUUUGUACAAUGCCUAUAUUUUAGGUAGAUCCUAAUCUAUUGUUCCUCGUUUAAAUUUCUUCUAA